CUGGUGACCCAGACCCGGCAGGCCAAGGCGGAGGUUGUUCCGUGGCGUUCGGCCCUAGUCACCAAGGCGCUCAAGGAGCCCCCGCGCGCCCGCAAGAAGGUGAAGAACAUUGUCCACUCUGGCUCCAUCACGAUGGAUGACGUCAUCCGGAUCGCGCGCAUCAUGCGGGAGAAGUCGCUGGCGAAGAAGUUCGAGGGGACCGUGCUCGAGAUCCUCGGCACCGCCCAGUCCAUCGGCUGCCAGGUGGACGGCGAGGACCCGCACGAUAUCAUCGACCAGAUCCACGACGGCGAGGGCCCCGAGAUCCCCGACGAGUGA
Molecule: messenger RNA, 318 nt
Organism: Emiliania huxleyi CCMP1516
Lineage: Eukaryota; Haptophyta; Isochrysidales; Noelaerhabdaceae
Exons: 2
Biological process (GO): translation
Cellular component (GO): cytosolic large ribosomal subunit; ribosome
Molecular function (GO): large ribosomal subunit rRNA binding; structural constituent of ribosome
Source: RefSeq, a predicted model, not a curated record